GCUUUGUUUGUUUAAGAUCGGGGUUGGGUUGUUAUUGAUUUAGUUGGUUUGUGUUCAUGUGGGGAUGGGGAUGGAGAGGUGCUUGCUGAUGUGCUUAACAUCAUGAUAGUUUGGUACCUUUUACUUAUUAAAUUUUCUUUCAUCCUCUUUCUGAUGUCGGAUUUGUUAAAUUUCCGUAGUUUUGAUCUUUUAUAAUUGUUGGUGAAAUUUCGGGGAUAUGAGUAUAAUUGUCGAAGACAACCUUUGUGGUUUCCCUUGAGGUUAGAUUAUGCGUACAUACUGAAGUGACUUCAGCAUAGCUGUUUCUCGGUUCCAUUGUUUUUGCGUUUGAUUCGCUACACUGGCAAGCGAGGAACGGAUGCCUAAUUUUUGUUUUAACGAAUAUUUAACUAGAAAUUUGUACUUUUCAAGUCAGAAAGUUUGAACCUUUGAACUAGAUCGAGAUGAAGAUUACUGCAGAAAAUGUAGGCCGUGAAUGUGGGAUAUAAAUGACGAUCAAGAAAAGCUCGGGAUGAGCAAUAUCUCCAUUUUUUUAUUGGGAGGUUCAGGAACGGAGUGAUUUUAGCAUGGGGUUGGGGGUGGAGAUAUGCCGAACGCUGCCUUAUUUAUUGGCUGAGCCUGAAAGAAAUCCUAGAUGGAUGAUAUACGUAGGGAGGCUCAAACAAUGAGUUUGAUAGAUCAUCCAAACCUUGUAAGGGCUUAUUGUUCAUUUGUUGUUGAACGAAACCUUUGGGUUGUCAUGCCAUUCAUGGCAGAGGGUUCUUGUUUGCACCUAAUGAAGACAGCAUACUCAGAUGGCUUUGAAGAGGUUGCUAUUGGUUCUAUCCUGAAAGAGACUCUUAAAGCUUUGGAGUACCUUCAUCGCCAAGGACACAUACAUCGGGAUGUGAAGGCUGGAAAUAUACUACUUGAUAGUAAUGGGUCUGUGAAGCUUGCUGAUUUUGGUGUUUCAGCUUGCAUGUUUGAUACAGGUGAUAGACAGCGCUCCAGAAAUACCUUUGUGGGAACCCCAUGCUGGAUGGCACCAGAGGUAUUGCAGCCAGGAACGGGAUAUAAUUCCAAGGCUGAUAUUUGGUCCUUUGGUAUUACAGCUUUGGAGUUGGCUCAUGGUCAUGCACCAUUUUCAAAAUAUCCUCCAAUGAAGGUGCUUCUUAUGACCAUACAAAAUGCUCCUCCUGGGCUGGAUUAUGAUAGAGACAAACGGUUCUCUAAGUCUUUUAAAGAAAUGGUUGCAAUGUGCCUGGUGAAAGAUCAAACCAAGAGGCCAACAGCUGAGAAACUUUUAAAGCACUCCUUUUUCAAGAAUGCUAAGCCUCCAGAGGUUUCUUUGAAGAAACUAUUUGCUAACUUGCCUCCUCUUUCACAUCGUGUAAAGGACCUGCAGCUUAAAGAUGCUGCCCAGCUAGCCUUAAAGAAAAUGCCUUCAGCAGAGCAAGAAGCAUUAUCACAGAGUGAGUACCAGCGAGGAGUUAGUGCAUGGAACUUUGAUGUUGAGGAUUUGAAAGCCCAAGCUUCCCUGGUGAAUGAUGAUAUGGCAGAGAUGAAGGAAGAGGAGGAGAGUAUAAAUUCUUGUGGUGUUAAGGAUGCCUACUGUCCUCAAUCUAGUUUGAGGAAUUUCAAUUCAUACAAUGAAUCAUCUCAGGAAGAAUAUGGAGUAGGGGCAAGUGGUCAGGGAUUGUCACAAGUAGAGUGCUUGAGCAAAAAGGGAAACUUUAUGGAAACUGAUAUGCUGAAAGCGGGGUUGCAAGAAAAAACUGGAUGGAAGAGAAAUGGAACUAGCACCGAAGCAGAAGCAUCUACCUCUGGCCAAGACAUUGUACAAGGCAAGGCCAAAACCCAAAUGCCAAAAGGUCGUCAAACUCAAAGCGGUCCACUUCUACCUGGCAUUGUGCUCAGUCAUUCUUUAUCAGAAAGAGUGCGAGGCUCUGAGAGGUUUGAUUCUGAAAUUCAACCAUCUGCUGAAAAAAAUCGUCGAGAAGCACGGCAAGCUCCAAGCUUCAGUGGUCCACUAAUGCUGCCAAACCGCGCCUCGGCAAACAGCCUAUCGGCUCCCAUAAAAUCUUCUGGAGGGUUUAGAGAUUCAAUGGAUGACAAAUCCAAAGCUAAUCUUGUGCAAAUUAAGGGACGUUUUUCAGUGACGUCAGAGAACCUAGAUCUCGUAAAGGAUAUUCCAUUGAGCACGGUUUCACGUCGCUCUUCACAGAACUCUCCUCUACGAAAGUCAGCUAGUGUUGGUGAUUGGAUAUUCGAUUCCAAGCAGUCUGUCAGUCAACCCCCUAAGGAGGCUUGCAACAUCAACGUGCCUACAUCAGUUCUUCUGCCUCAUCUUCAGAAUCUUUUCCAUCAGACCUCAAUUCAACAGGAUCUUAUAGCGAACUUGUUGAAUAGCUUACAAACAGCAGACGUGGUUGAUGCUACUCAAAAUGGAAAGUUGCCUCCAUUGCCUCGAAGCUCGGAGAAUAAUGGAAGUGCUGAAACAGCGGCGGUUGAGAGAGAGCGUUUACUGCUUCGGAAAGUCUCUGAACUUCAAGCUCGAAUGACGCAUUUGACUUAUGAAUUGACCGCUGAAAAGUUGAAAUACAUUCAAUUACAAGAGCAGUUCAACUCGGCAUAUGGUCAGGAAGAAAACGAGAUCAAGAGGGAAGAAAAUGUAUGAUAAGGCACGGCCCACCGUGCUACGAUUACUGUAAAGUACGUGCACUAUAUACAUCUGGGAGAGAAAUAAUUAUGCAGUAAAUUGUUAUUGGACAUUCAAGUCUUUGGAGAAUGUCUAUUGUUGGCAUGUUAAUAGCUCUGUUGUUGAGGCAAAGCCAGCAACCAUUUUUCUCAAUCUCCCAUCGCCAUCUUCAUUUGGUUCCUUCAGAGUUGAGAUCCUGAGUGGCAAUCAGCUCCAUAAACUUCCAUUUUCCUCAGUAAGCCGCUCAAAUUUUAUCUUACUAUUGUCUGGAUGGCCGUGAGAUGGAAAAAGAAGGUAAAAAAAGCAAAAAAAGAAAGCCCUUAGAAAAAGCUUUGUUUGUGAAAUCGGCCACCUACAUUUAUAUUUAUUUGUUCAUAUGUAAUAAUAAUGAAAUAUUAUUAUUUUAUGCCUAAGGACCCAAAACAAGAAGCUUGCAAAAGCAGGCUGAGUUGGGGCUUUUUUCUCC
Molecule: messenger RNA, 3143 nt
Organism: Benincasa hispida (wax gourd)
Lineage: Eukaryota; Viridiplantae; Streptophyta; Magnoliopsida; Cucurbitales; Cucurbitaceae
Source: RefSeq, a predicted model, not a curated record